AAUAACCACUGACGUAAUAUUUCCACCCCCAGGGACAAAAAAAAUGCAAAUGCCUGGGGGUAUCUCUAUUUGAUUGAUGCAUAAUUUUGUAAAGUUAACUGAUUUGACCAUCGGAUUCCAUUCCACAAAAGUAUUGAACACUGUAAAUCGCGUAGCGCUUUGUCCUUUCCAUCAUAUAAACACAAUACUUAAAGCAUAUUGAACAAUUUCAUCAGCCCGGAACAAACUUUCGACCACGCAACCUAUAUGAAGCAAUCUGAAGUCAACCCAUAAAAUCUUUACCUCAGAAUCCCAUUCGAUGGCCAACUUUCUUUUCCUUUAAUUGAUACCAUGUUUCUCACGAAAAUCAACGCUAUAUUUUGGCUGCGUCAAAAGAUUGAACCGAAAUGACGAAUUUUCCGCAUUCCUCCCCUCCCUAGUGGGAAUACUAGUCCAUUUGACUCAUUACCCAGUUUCCCACGUCAAGGUUGGAACGCCUGGCAGUAAUUGACACUUGAGUCGAAACACGAUGCCUGUUGAUAGCAGAAGGAUCGCUGGUCCUGAAGAAACGCAACCAGUUGUUUCUGGAAUCGAGAAAUGCUUUGAGAAUCCUCUGACAAGCAACGAAGGAUUGCGAAAAGAUGGCCGAAAAGUGGACGAACUUCGACCGAUAUUUCUGCGAUCGGGAGUAGUGAGUCAGGCAAGGGGCUCAGCGUAUAUUGAGAUGCAAAAGACCAAGGUCACCUGUGCUGUAUAUGGACCAAGAGAGUCACAGAGACAACAUGAAUUUAGUGAAAAGGUUCAGAAAGGUAACACAUCACUUAUGGAUCCAACAUUUCAAGAGGGAUUGUCAUCAGAAGCUGAUGGUAAAGUUACUGUCGCUUUUCUUCCCACAAUGAAUGUUGUGUCUGGUCUGUUACAAGAUGGUGAACUGACCCACGAGCAGUCAGUUAAGGCUCUCAAAUGUUGUAUGGAAGGUUGUGCAAGAACCUACCCAGUACUUCAAGAUGCCCUAGUACACACUGUUAAGCGAACUGUCAAAUCCAAACACAAGUAGCUAGUAAAUAAUUUUGAAAACAAUGUUGGGAUGGCGACUAUUGUAAGUUACAGAUUCAGUGGCGGACCUACCCUUAUUUUGGGUAAAAAAAAAGAGGAAGUCACAGAAGGAAGAAAAGCUGACAAGGGAAGCAAAACAACCCCCUUUCUCCCNCCCCCCCCCCCCCC
Messenger RNA from Orbicella faveolata, 1203 nucleotides. RefSeq names its product exosome complex component MTR3-like. Gene Ontology annotation, cellular component: cytoplasmic exosome (RNase complex); nuclear exosome (RNase complex); nucleolus. Gene Ontology annotation, molecular function: RNA binding. Gene Ontology annotation, biological process: nuclear mRNA surveillance; U4 snRNA 3'-end processing; rRNA catabolic process. The record is from RefSeq and is a predicted model, not a curated record. NCBI's taxonomy places the organism in Eukaryota, Metazoa, Cnidaria, Anthozoa, Scleractinia, Merulinidae.